CAAGAAACACAAACGUCGGCUUUAGGAGUGAGGUGGCUGCCUCUGCCAUAGAUGGGCUUGAAUGGAAGUAGAAAGUUACAUGUUAGAAACAUAUGGUACUAAACUUUAUCUAGAAUGAAUGGAACAGCCUACUCCAACUUUGAUAAUCAAGAACACAUCCUCAAAUUGGGAGAGACGUUUGAGAAACAACCUAAAAGCGCAUUCCACACGGUUCGAUAUGACUUCAAACCAGCCUCCAUUGACACCACAUGUGAGGGGGAGUUAGAGGUUGGCAAAGGGGAGCAAGUAACCAUCACACUGCCAAACCUUGAGGGCUCCACGGCUCCUGUGACUGUGUUCAAAGGCUCCAAAAGGCCGUACAUGAAGGAAUGCAUUCUCAUAGUCAACCAUGACACCGGCGAGUACCGCCUGGAGAAGCUUAACAGCAACAUAGCUGUGAAGAAGACCAGGGCGGAGGGCAGCAGUAAGAUCCAGUCGCGGCUCGACCAGCAGACGAGUCGUCUGAGCCAGCAGCUGAAGCCUGGGGGGAGCAGCAAGGCCUCGUCCAGCUCCAAGAGCUCCCCUCCGAAGGAGAAGCUCUCCCCUGCCUCCCCCAUGGACGACAUCGAGAGAGAGUUGAUGGCGGAGGCGCGAGUGAUGGAUCAGAUGAGCAGUGGCGACAGCUCUUCCGACUCCCGAAGCUCCUCCUCCUCCAGUGACAGCUCCAGCUCUAGCGGCAGCGAAUCGGAGGACGAGGGACGCAGAGGCCAGCCCCCAGCCGCGCCCCCUCACCAGGGCAUGCCCAUCCUCACCACCACCACCACGUCCUCUUCCUCCUCUCACAUGCGGCCGGAGGAAGGUGGUGGCCAUCUCAUGAGCACGCUCAAGAACGACCUGCAACUGAGCGAGUCUGGUAGCGAGAGUGACGACGACUGACUUGCCUCUGCCCACACUGAGCAAGACCACUGCCUGCAGUAUAUACGAAGCCAAUGUACCGGAUAACAGCCGACUCUGAACGGAACUGCACCGAAUCGGGUCCGGAUUUGGCCCAGAUAUGGUGCUGAAUCCGGCCUUAUCUUUUUCAGAGUCUGCUGUUAUUUCGAAUGCAGGAGGAGGAAUCCCGCUUGAUGUGUCAAGUUUAAAUGGAAAAUCUUCUAUGUAGCUAGGAAUGGGGAACCUCCCCACCUGCAAUCUGUUAAUGUUGUUCAUGUUGUUAUUGUUGUUGUUGGUUUCUCUCUCAAAGCAUCAGUAUUUAUUUUGCGUAAACAUGUUUUGAAUCUUUAGACGAGACUGGGACGAGAAGUGGCGAUAAAUUUCCUAUUAGAGAAUGGCAAAGUUUAUUUUUGUUCAAUAGCUUAAUCUUCUAAAUGGACGCUUUGUAAUUUUAAUUUAAUUUCCUCCUUUGGUAUGAAAUGUAGGCCUUGUUUCCCAUACAUGGAUUAUGUCCCCAGACUUAAAAAAAAUCUAUGAAAAUCCUCAUUGAAAAAAAAUCUAGUUUAGGACCAGACUUAAUGCAUCCAAGGGAAACAUGCCGAUGGUGUCCACCACCAAAUCCCUCUUAAUCUUAAUUUUGUUGGUAGAUAUCUCCAGAUUUUAGAUAUACAGUAGGUGCUGUUGUUGCGCCAUGAUGAAGUUGUGAGUUUAUCAUCUCAUUUGAAGGUAUGGGUAGAAAAGUAGUCUGACUAGGCUGUUCACAGUCAUCCUAAAGUAAUUUAUCGUUAGACUAAUGAAUGGCCAAGUUCAAUGUAGUGCUCAAUGAUCUAGCAAACAUAUCAAGGCUUGCCUUUGAAAGAGCCAAUGCGUUUACUUGAAAUGGAUUAGUUUAUCAGUCAGAAUUAAUUUCAUAUGCAAAAUAUUAAUUUCAUAUGCAGUUCACAGCUGUGAACCUGUCAACUUAUUACGAAGACCACACUUAGCCGCCUUAAACCUGCAAUACUUGAAUGUGUCUGUCUUACUGCAGUUCCGAAACUUUCAAAAAGACCAACAUGCUGCUGAUUGGUGCACCCCUCAGGCCUCGUCUGGCUUGCCGUAGGGUGAUGAGCGUCUCUUGUGUGUGAUGGUCAGAAAUGUUUAGCUGUGGAGUCUUAAACGCACUACAGUACAGUAUGCCUUGACCGCUUUCUCUCUCUUUUUUUUUUUUUUUGCAAUUCAUCUUCAAACCUUUCAAAUCCAACCUUCUAUUUCUCUCUCUCUCUCUCUCUCUCUCUCUCUUUUCUCUCUGCUUUCUCUCACACUCUCAUUCACUCAACUGCGUUCUCUCUGUUUGUGAUGUUUGUCUCUCUGCUGACUGGUUUUUCUCCUUUUUUGUCUGUUUACUGCUGGGUUACUGUUUGCCACGCUGGAGCUCUCUCUCUGUUUAGAUAGCCAAGCCAGGUGUUUGUUUACUUGGGUAAAGUAGCUGUCUGGAGAAUGAGGUGGGGUCGGGCAGGGAGAGUUAUCAGAGCGUGUGCCCUGCCAACCACAGACGGGCUUACUGCUGCUUCUCCAAUGGCUCUAUGAUGAGAAUUUAAUGAAAGUUAUUCAUGCUGGAAAAUAAAUAUUUAAAUUCUUUUGCCAAAA
Messenger RNA from Sardina pilchardus (European sardine), 2538 nucleotides. It is a transcript of the gene eaf2, whose product is annotated as ELL associated factor 2. The coding region runs from base 115 to 915 and encodes 266 amino acids. Gene Ontology annotation, molecular function: transcription elongation factor activity. Gene Ontology annotation, cellular component: super elongation complex. The transcript has 7 exons. NCBI's taxonomy places the organism in Eukaryota, Metazoa, Chordata, Actinopteri, Clupeiformes, Clupeidae. The record is from RefSeq and is a predicted model, not a curated record. Gene Ontology annotation, biological process: transcription elongation by RNA polymerase II; regulation of DNA-templated transcription.